Molecule: messenger RNA, 587 nt
Organism: Ascoidea rubescens DSM 1968
Lineage: Eukaryota; Fungi; Ascomycota; Saccharomycetes; Ascoideales; Ascoideaceae
Exons: 1
Coding region: 146-493 (115 amino acids)
Source: RefSeq, a predicted model, not a curated record
AUGUUUGUGUUUACUGGGAUCUCUGCUAAUUUCAGCCUGUUGCUUUUUUGUUACUUCUUUGGUGAUUUUUUUCUUGUUUUUCUUUAGCAAUUCCACUCACACUCAAAAUGCCAAUGUUCUGGAUGCAUUCCUCCAGCCAUUUUAAAUGAACCUUGAUAACUCUCACUUUUUCCAAUCUCCCACAAUCGUCUUUUGUUUUGCAUCACUUUUUAUCACUUUUUAUCAUUCUUUAUCGUUAUUUGCUAUUUUUUCGUCUAAUCCAUGUGUUUCGCUUUUUCUCUAUAUUUUUCUCUUUUUCCCAUUUGUUUUUUUGUUUUUCUCCCUUUCGUUUUUCACCCUUUCCGAUCCCUCAAAUUUUGCAUCGCUUUUUGCAAUCACCGCUCUUUUCAUUGGCCAGGGCCUUCUAUCUGCACAUUUAUCUCAUUUUUUUCCCAUUAUCUUUUUUUUUUUUUCAUCUUUUUUUUCGCUCACUAAUAUCCAUCCAUUUAUUUAAAUACUCUUCAAUUUCCAUUUAACUUCCUUUUACUUCUUUUUACUUGAACAAUUUUAUACUGUUUUACUGAUAAAACUUUUAAAAAAUUUAAUCG